AUGAAGGACGACGAGGAUGGCGGAGUUGUCGGUGGCGGGAUUAGGGCUGAUUUGAGCCAGGAGUUCUGCGAUAGGUUCCUCGCUGACAGAGAAUAUGAGGAGUUCAAGGUGCGAAUCAAUGCUUUGGUUGCAAAGGCACAAAAGAUGCCAGAAGAAGGGUGGACAAUACAGGAUGGCACUGCCUGGGCUGGAAAUAACCCCAGGGAUCACCCUGGAAUGAUACAGGUUUUCCUGGGCCAAAGUGGGGGACUUGAUACUGAUGGAAAUGAGCUACCUCGACUUGUUUAUGUUUCUCGUGAAAAGCGACCUGGUUUCCAACAUCACGAGAAAGCUGGAGCCAUGAUUGCUUUGAUCCGGGUCUCAGCUGUCCUAACCAACGGACCGUAUCUUUUGAAUGUUGACUGUGAUCAUUACUUUAAUAAUAGUAAAGCAUUGAAAGAAGCAAUGUGUUUCAUGAUGGAUCCCGCUUAUGGAAAGAAGACGUGCUAUGUGCAGUUCCCACAACGUUUUGAUGGGAUUGACUUGCAUGAUCGAUAUGCUAACCGCAACAUCGUCUUCUUUGAUAUUAACUUGAAAGGGCUUGACGUCAUCCAAGGUCCUGUCUAUGUCGGAACUGGAUGUUGUUUCAACAGGCAAGCCCUUUAUGGAUAUGACCCUAUAUUAACUGAGGAAGAUCUGGAAGCAAAUAUUAUUGUAAAGAGUUGUGGUUCAAGAAAGAAGGGGAAGGGUGGCAAUAAGAAGUACAUUGACAAGAAAAGAGCAAUGAAAAGAACUGAAUCCACUGUUCCAAUUUUCAAUAUAGAAGAUGUUGAGGAGGGGAUUGAAGGAUAUGAUGAUGAGAGGUCGCUCCUGAUGUCUCAGAAAAGUCUAGAGAAAAGAUUCGGUCAGUCUCCUGUUUUCAUUGCGGCUACUUUCAUGGAACAGGGUGGCCUACGACCAUCUACCAAUCCUGCAACACUUUUGAAAGAAGCCAUCCAUGUUAUUAGCCGUGGCUAUGAGGACAAGACUGAAUGGGCAAAGAGGUAUAUCGGAUGGAUAUAUGGUUUUGUUACAGAAGAUAUUUUGACUGGAUUUAAGAUGCAUGCUCGGGGCUGGAUUUCAAUCUAUUGUAUGCCUCCUCACCCAGCAUUCAAGGGGUCUGCUCCCAUCAAUCUUUCUGAUCGUUUAAACCAGGUUCUCAGGUGGGCCUUGGGGUCAAUUGAGAUUUUGCUAAGCAGGCAUUGUCCUAUAUGGUAUGGAUAUAAUGGGAAAUUGAAGCUCUUGGAGAGAUUGGCGUACAUCAAUACAAUUGUGUAUCCCCUCACGUCAACACCGCUGAUUGUGUAUUGUAUUCACCCUGCAAUUUGUCUUCUCACUAACAAAUUUAUUAUACCUGAGAUAAGUAACUUUGCUAGCAUGUGGUUCAUUCUCCUUUUCGUCUCAAUUUUCGCAAUUGGUAUUCUUGAGCUCCGUUGGAGUGGUGUCAGCAUUGAGGAUUGGUGGAGGAAUGAGCAGUUCUGGGUCAUUGGUGGUACAUCCGCUCACCUUUUUGCUGUGUUCCAAGGGCUUCUUAAAGUGCUCGCUGGCAUUGAUACCAACUUAGUCACUUCGAAAGCAGCCGAUGAGGAAGGAGACUUUGCUGAGCUUUAUGUGUUCAAAUGGACAUCGCUUCUCAUUCCUCCGACCACAGUUCUUAUCGUGAACAUCAUUGGCAUUGUAGCAGGUGUGUCUUAUGCGAUUAACAGCGGGUAUCAGUCAUGGGGUCCACUGUUUGGCGAGCUGUUCUUCGCCAUAUGGGUUAUCGCUGACCUUUACCCAUUCCUGAAGGGUCUGUUGGGUCGGCAGAAUCGUACUCGUACGAUUCUUAUUGUGUGGUCUAUCCUUCUUGCUUCCAUAUUCUCAUUGCUCUGGGUACGGAUUGACCAUUUCACCUCAGCCUUCACAAAAUCUGCUGCAAAUGGUCAAUGCGGCAUCAACUGCUAAUUGUAUAAUGCUGGCCUGUGGGGGAAGCCAUCUUCAAGUGCUAAUUGUUCUUUUAUGUAUGUAACAAGAUUCUCAUUGCCACCCAAAGUCACUUUUCAUCAUUGAGGCAAUACUUUCGUCCGGGAAGAAGGUGGGUGUAAAACAGAAAAAGCAGAGAAUGUCAUUUUUUGUCAUGUCCUUUCCACAGUUGUCCGUGUUGGAAAAUAGGCAUCUCGAAGCUUUGAUUCAUCUGUUGUUAUUUAUUGUGCAGUAUUUUGUUGUUUGAUCACAAGAAUGUAGCACUUUUGAACUUAAUUCAACACUUAAAGGUUGAAUACAGAACAAGCUCAUUGGUCAAGCUUAA
Messenger RNA from Eucalyptus grandis, 2305 nucleotides. Its product is annotated as probable cellulose synthase A catalytic subunit 1 [UDP-forming]. Gene Ontology annotation, biological process: cellulose biosynthetic process; plant-type primary cell wall biogenesis. Gene Ontology annotation, molecular function: cellulose synthase (UDP-forming) activity. NCBI's taxonomy places the organism in Eukaryota, Viridiplantae, Streptophyta, Magnoliopsida, Myrtales, Myrtaceae. Gene Ontology annotation, cellular component: plasma membrane; trans-Golgi network. The record is from RefSeq and is a predicted model, not a curated record.